AUGGAGGAUAACAGCACACACACUGGUCAGUAUCGCUCUGCCUGCGCUGAGUGCCAUCGCAGGAAGCAGAAGUGCAAUCGCGAAUGGCCCUGCAACCAUUGCCAGAAGCGCAAAGUCGCCGACAAAUGCCGCUUCGUCCAGCCUAACACGGCCAGCUCGCCUUCAGACAGCUUAAACUCGGGCAGCGACAAGAAGCGCUCUCGUAGUCAUGACGAUGACGGCGAGCCUGAGCCUGAUGAGCCUGCCGGGGGCGACGACGACGACCUUGGCCUAGAGGCCAUGGGCUAUGCCGCUGGACCCCUGUUUGAGUCUCUCACCAUCGCCUCCAAGAAGAAGCCAAUGGGCGAAUUGACGUGGGUUCACCCCGACACUUGCCCUCAGCUUAAGCAUGCUCUUGAUGUUCUCCCUUCUCGUCCCCAGAUGGAUGCUCUUGUCCAGAGCUUCUUUAACAAUGUCAACUACCAUUACUACAUCAUCUACCCGCCCAUCUUUCUGCAGGAGUAUCAGAAGUGGUGGGAACAGAGAAACAGCAACCAAACUGUCUCACUCCAAUGGACCAUCCUCUUGGUCAUGGUCUGCGCUUGCGCCACGCAGCAUCUGGACGUCGAGAUGAAACCCAUCGUCGAGGUUGAGCUGGCCGAGGCUGCCGACACACUAACCAAGGAGUAUCACAAAGCCGGCACAGAUCUCGGUAGAGUGGUUCCCGUUGGCCACUGCCAUCUGCUCAACGUUCAGUGGAUGCUUCACUCGAUCUACUGGUACAAGAGCGAAGCGAGAUUCGUCGAAGCCUGGCACGUCAUUGGUGCAGCUGUUCGGGAGGCGCACGAGCUAGGCCUCCAUCGGGUUGCUAUUGCUGAGGGUUUGACCGAGUUUGAACGCGAGAUGCGCCGUAGAGUGUGGUGUGUUUUGGAUUGUUGGGAUUGGCAAUUUGCUUCUGGCCUGGGUCGACCGACAAUUAUUGAUCAUACAGACAUCGACGUUGAACCGCCAAGUCUCACCCUGGAAAACUUGUCACCAUCGCCACUGCUUCACAUGAAGUUGCAAUCAGAGUUGGUCACUCAGCUUGCCCAGCGCUGGACUGCACCCAAAAACAUCAACACGGCAAGCGAGGUUCAAGAGUACAAGCGGAUGCUCGAGGACUGGAUUCGUGCUUUCCCUCCAGUGUACGAUGUCGACCAACCAGACACAUCCAAGGACUACAAGCAUACCUGGAUCACCUUCCACCGGUUCUACAUCCAUACCAUGGCAUACCUCAUGAUCCUCAACCCUAUGCGCUCCUUCAUGGCACAAACAUACACCAAGUCGACCACGGAGGAUCUACUGCAAGUUCGAGCGGAUGCGGUUCACUACUCGCUCAAAAACCUUGACACAACCACCAGAUGGGUUGAUCAUGUCUCACACCGAGACGGCAGAUUUCACUUCAUCAUCUUUUCCCUCUUUGACACGGCAGCCGUUCUUUCUACCGCGAUUAUCAAGGACCAGGACCAUACCAUCCCAAGAAGGGACGAGAUCAUCGAUGCUGUGGACAACUCAGUUAGACUCCUUAAACGCAUCAAGGCGAUAUCAAGCACGGCAAAGACAUCUCACGACAUCCUUGUCAGGAUGGUGCAAAGAAUGCCACGACAGUCCGCGCCUGUGCGUGACAACUACCGGAAGAAGCAGCGGGUAGCCCCCGUGGCUGAACCAUCACCCCCUAACCUCAUGGGCAGCGAGGGUGUGAACCAUCCGUCACCCAGCAGCCACUCGCACUCUCAGGGCUUCGAGUCACAGCACAGCUCGCCAAGCAACUGGGCAAGCCCGGAAAGCGUGGGAGCUGGUUCAACUCCCCAAAGCAGCUACUCAUACUAUGACCACAGCGACCAGCCCGGACUUGUUCAAACGGCCGGCCCCGCGCCAACUGAAUUCUAUAUGAGACCACCUCUUGUAUACGAUGGCAGCGCAGUGCCGAAUCAAAUACCCUCACCGAGCGCCGGUAUUGAUGCCGUUAUUGAGGGAGGCGGUAUCCAUGGAAUGCCACCGGCAGACCCUAAUAUGGCUGGCAUGCUGCCUCCGACAUCCGGCGGCAUGAUACCCCAAGCGUCUUUUGCUGAAUUCCAUCCCCCAAUGCUGGAAAUGAACUACGGACUCGAGAACAUCACAGAUGCCGAACUUGGAGACUUUUCUCAAUUAUGGGACUGGCGAAGCUUAAACCUGGAUUUCAUUCAAAGCUCACAAUAG
Molecule: messenger RNA, 2217 nt
Organism: Fusarium keratoplasticum
Lineage: Eukaryota; Fungi; Ascomycota; Sordariomycetes; Hypocreales; Nectriaceae
Product: Zn(2)-C6 fungal-type domain-containing protein
Exons: 6
Coding region: 1-2217 (738 amino acids)
Biological process (GO): DNA-templated transcription; regulation of DNA-templated transcription
Cellular component (GO): nucleus
Molecular function (GO): DNA binding; DNA-binding transcription factor activity, RNA polymerase II-specific; zinc ion binding
Source: RefSeq, a predicted model, not a curated record